This is a messenger RNA of Trichoplax adhaerens, 1266 nucleotides long. RefSeq lists its product as uncharacterized. The transcript is spliced from 12 exons. Gene Ontology annotation, biological process: peptidyl-threonine phosphorylation; actomyosin structure organization. NCBI's taxonomy places the organism in Eukaryota, Metazoa, Placozoa, Uniplacotomia, Trichoplacea, Trichoplacidae. The coding region runs from base 1 to 1266 and encodes 421 amino acids. Gene Ontology annotation, cellular component: cytoplasm; cytoskeleton. Gene Ontology annotation, molecular function: ATP binding; protein serine/threonine kinase activity. The record is from RefSeq and is a predicted model, not a curated record.
AUGAGUGAAGAAGUGAUUCAAAGACAAUUAGAACUAGAAGAUCUGGGUUUACUCGGCAAGAGUAAACAUCAACGUCUGCCAAUUAAUUUUGAAUAUUUAUUGGAUUUAUUCAUGACCUUUUACCAAGAAUGUAAAGGUUCUACAGUUUUACAAAGAGAGAAAGUCAUUGCUGAUUUUGUCAACUUAGCUAAUCCAAUAGCCAAAAAAAUCAGCGAUUUAAGAUUAAAACCGGUUGAUUUUAGUGUUGUUAAUGUUAUCGGGCGUGGAGCAUUUGGAGAGGUUAGCGUCGUCAAGUUGAAGGGAUCCGAAAGAGUAUUUGCUAUGAAGAAGCAGAGUAAAUGGGACAUUCUGAAGAGACCUGAGGCUGCUCGUUUCCGUGAAGAGCGCGAUGUUUUAGUUCAUGGCAAUCGACAGUGGAUCACUGCACUAUAUUAUUCUUUUGAAGACGAAAAUUUUAUCUAUUACAUUAUGGAUUAUUACAACGGUGGAGACUUAUUGACCUUGCUGAGUAAAUAUGAAGACCACUUGCCGGAAGAGAUGACACUCUUUUAUGUAGCCGAAAUCGUGCUUGCCUUAGAUUCUGUUCAUCAAUUGGGUUAUGUACACAGGGACGUAAAACCUGAUAAUGUCCUACUUGAUUACAAUGGACAUAUUCGCUUAGCGGAUUUUGGAUCUUGUAUUAAAAUGGAAAAUGGGAAGGUUUACUCUGCUGUUGCUGUUGGCACUCCAGAUUAUAUAUCACCAGAAGUUCUUAAGGCCAUGGAUGGCAAAGGUAGCUAUGGAACUGAAGCAGACUGGUGGUCAUUAGGAAUUUGCAUGUAUGAAAUGUUAUAUGGAGAGACGCCAUUUUAUUCUGAAUCUCUGGUCGAAACUUACGGGAGGAUUAUGAGCCAUAAAGGUAACUUUGCAUUUCCGGAUUAUGAAGAUAUAGAUGUAUCUGGUAUUGCUAAGGAUUUAAUGAACAGGUUCUGCCAAUCCUCAGAAAGGCGUAUUGGACGCGGAGGAUUAAAAGAGAUUAUGAAGCACUCAUUUUUUAAAGGACUAGAUUGGGAAAAUAUUAGAAAUGUUCAACCGCCAUAUAUUCCUGAAGUUACUCAUCCUCAAGAUACUUCAAAUUUUGACGUUGAUCAACUAGCAGAAUUAGAGAUUCCUGAUAAACCAAGAUCUCAUUUACAGUUUACUGGUCUUCAACUUCCUUUUGUUGGUUUCUCGUAUUCAAGUGAUAGGUUUGGCAUAAUUUUAUGGGCUUUAGUCUCAUUUCGAUAA